Pipistrellus kuhlii (Kuhl's pipistrelle) is the source of this 1302-nucleotide messenger RNA. Its product is annotated as natural cytotoxicity triggering receptor 3 ligand 1-like. The transcript is spliced from 2 exons. NCBI's taxonomy places the organism in Eukaryota, Metazoa, Chordata, Mammalia, Chiroptera, Vespertilionidae. Gene Ontology annotation, cellular component: external side of plasma membrane. The coding region runs from base 307 to 1185 and encodes 292 amino acids. Gene Ontology annotation, biological process: negative regulation of T cell proliferation; T cell costimulation; immune response. The record is from RefSeq and is a predicted model, not a curated record.
UCCGGGAAGUGCAAGGUUCCCAGGCGGAGAAACCCAGGCUGCCAUGUGAGGAAAUCGCUCGGUGGGGAUGCGGGAGCUUCCUAAGUUGAGACCUGAGGCUGGGUAACUAGGGUGAGGUGAGCGAGGGGAGGGCGAUCGCUUUGCUGGGACUUGGGAGCUUCCAAGGCUGAGACCCGGAGGCUGCCGCUGGGAGGGGAUCAUUCCAACCAAGGCAGUGGUCGGCAAACUCAUUAGCCAACAAAUAGCAACAGUAUAAGGAUUGAAACUUCUUUUGAGAGGUAGACAUGUGGAUCAGUGAAGUAGAGCAUGGGCCAGAAAUUUCCAAUCCCGCUGUACUGCACCCCCAAACGUGGUUCCAGCCCUGGGGAGGCCGGUGCUUCCGAGGCUGCGCGCCUGGUUACUCAUCCGUCAGGCUGCAGGAGGGGCAGAGAUUUAGGAGCCGCGGAGAAGCCACUCUAUUACGAAGGAAGCCACCACCCUAAACCGCGGUUUUGCAGAUUCCUCCUUCGGACCCAGGACUUCUAUUUUUUUAGCAAGAACUUUGGCGACGGCCUCCAGUGCAGACCCGUGCCUGCUUGCUGCUCCUCCUCGCGGAUGACUGUCUUGGAGGCGGCUAGCCGCUUAUUGCAGGCCUUCUUGCGGCUGCUUCUGCUUCUGUGGUGCUGCGUGUCGGCCGCAGAUUUCUUGAAGGUGGAGAUGGAAGGGAAGAAUCAAAUUGUGUUGCUGAAUGACAAUGUCACCAUCUCCUGCAAGGUCCCUGGUUCCACACCCCUGGACAUCAACAAGUCGGGUAUUAUUUGGUAUCUGAAGCAUCAGGCGAAUGAAACAGAGCACAAGGUGUUUGAAAUGUAUGCAGACAUUCAAAAGGCAUUCAGACUCGGAGCCAGCGUGUCUCCAGCGGGGCUAGAGAAGGGGGACGUCUCACUGCACCUUCCUGGAGUCCAGCUGAGAGACGCAGGAGAGUACCGAUGUAACGUGGUGGUCACCCCCGAGGAGGCCCAGGAAACAGUCUUUCUAAAAGUUUUGGGUGAGUGCCUGAGGCAGUGUCCUGUGGUUCCCAUGGUGAUGGGGCUUGGGGUAGGGAUGUGGAUCAGUGAAGUAGAGCACAAGUUUGGGCAUGGGCCUUGGAGUUGGAUAGACAUGGGUUUUAAGUUCUGGGCUUCCCUGGAUGUCUGGACAACUUAGAGCAAGUUAUUAAUCACACUGAACCUCAGUGUCCUUUUCUCUAAACAGAUGUAAUAGUACUCUGUAAAGACCCUGACUCCAGCCCUAGCUGGUUUGGCUCAGUGGAUAGAAUGUGGG